Molecule: messenger RNA, 579 nt
Organism: Lolium rigidum
Lineage: Eukaryota; Viridiplantae; Streptophyta; Magnoliopsida; Poales; Poaceae
Exons: 5
Coding region: 101-544 (147 amino acids)
Source: RefSeq, a predicted model, not a curated record
UUUAGAUUAACUCAGGUUCCACUCAUUUAUUGUUUGCUUCUUUUUUCUUGGAUUGUAGUUGGCGUGGUGCUAAGUUGAACUUUCUUGGGCUAAGCUUUUUAUGGAUGACGAUUUGCUGCAGAGCCAGAUCAGAAGGAUGGACAGGACAGAAAAUGUGGUUUUGGACAUUGAGAGUCUGCCUCAACAACCUGAUAAAUGCUGCACUGGAAGUCCAAAGAUGACAAGAGCGCUAUCACGGAAGGGUCCAAAUCGCACGGAGAGGAGGGGCGGCGAAGAGCAGGAGCCAGAUGAUUUGGCAAAAAAGCUUAUUAUUAAAGUUGUGCCGUCUCAACUGGAGCAGCUUAACAAAACUUUGGUUACACCGCAAUGUACCGCCUCCACACCUGCAAUAACCGACUCUGCUGAAGGGAGGAGCAAAAGAUUCAAUCGGCUCACUUCAUAUCAUCCACGGAGAAUCCUUCUCUUCUUUGCAACUUUGUCGAGCGUGGGGACGAUGAUACUGAUAUACUUCACACUCGCCAUCAACAGCAGACCGGAAGCAUAGCCGCUGCGGUUCGUUGAGCAAAACAGAAGAGCUAC